AAAAGAAUCUAGAACCCUCUUUUCUUCUCUGUGGCCACCGCCUUUAACACAGCCCUAGCUAAAUUGCAGAAGAAUCCACCUUUUAAUCCGUGUUGGGAGAAGACACACUUCAAAUCCUUCUUGAUUGCAUCGUCUAACCCUUCCAUGGGUUUGUUUUCAGGUAUGUAAUGCGUGAAUUUUGAGGUGCUGGUUCUGUUUGGUGAGAAUGAACAUCAUAAAAGUUAGUCCUGGUCCACGUGUUCGUGGGGUUCAUGCCCCCAACUUGUAUAGGUUGCGACGCGAUUUUAAUUCUGGAGCAUGUUCAUUGCCGGUGGCUUUUGACCCUCUCUAUGUGACUUCACUUUGCCUCAGACCUAAAUCUUUAUCUCGCUCUCAAGGCCAACCUGUCCUUAAAUUUUGCCAACCUCUUCAUAUAUGUUUGGCCGGUGGACAAGGAAUGAUGGAAAAUAAUGGGGAUUUCCAGAGCAAAUCUCUUCAAGAAGCUAUGGAACAAUUUAAGGGACAGUCCAUAGAGGAUAUAUUGCGACAGCAAAUGCAGAAGGGAGGCAGUGGAGACUUACCUCCUGGAGGACGCCGUGGCGGUGGUGGCAGAAGCGAUGGGGGCAGUUCUGGGGGAUCAGAUGGGAUGUCAAACGAAAAUCUUCAAGUUGUUUUAGCAACAGUUUGCUUUGUAAUAAUGUAUAUUUUUGUCAUCAAUGGCUUAGAACUUAUAAAGCUAGCUAGGGACUGCAUCAAGUUUGCGUCUGGUAGAGGCCAGAGUGCUCGAUUGAAGCGAGCCAUGUACAACUGGGUUAAACUUUACAAGAACAUCAUGGAGAAGAAGGAAGCUGUUAAGAAUGGAUUGGAGAAAGCCUGCACAUGCUGGUUCGACCCUGAUUUCUUCCGAGGUGUCAGUAGGCAUAAUUUGAAAUCAACUCAUGAAUAAUUUUUUUCUGUACCUGUUAUAAACCUGUUUUCUUCUUUAGGUCAAAGAGUGCUUUCAAUAUAAUUUUUUGGUAUACAUUCAAUA
Molecule: messenger RNA, 1009 nt
Organism: Vigna umbellata (rice bean)
Lineage: Eukaryota; Viridiplantae; Streptophyta; Magnoliopsida; Fabales; Fabaceae
Cellular component (GO): chloroplast
Source: RefSeq, a predicted model, not a curated record